GAGGCAAUGAAUACCCCACGCACACGUACCGGCCCGGAGAUUGAUAACAGUCACUGACUGACUGCUGUGGCCAGAGAGGCACCGAAGCGUUUUAUUCUUUAUUUAUUGUGUGUGGAGUGUUUAUUUAUUUCUGUGAAAGAUGAACGGAGUGACGAGAAGUCUGUGCACCUUUGAGGACAUCAGAAGUCAAGAAUAUGGGGAGGGGUGCAGGCGACUGCGGCUCACACUUCACGACCAGAACCAGGUGGCUCGGAGCAUAGAGCAGCACAGGGACAAGCCUAUCGGACGAGCUUUUGCGCUGGUGCAGCCAGCCAAUGAGAGAACAGCUUUUACCAGCGAACCGGUCAAAUCCACAGAGGAGCAGGUAGAAGUCAUCAAGGUGUAUCUAGAGGCCCGCAAACAAGAGCAGCAGAAACACCAAGAGAGCCUGAAGAUGCUGUCAGAUGAAGUUUCACAGAUACAGGAGGUGAGGUAUUGCCUGAAGACUUUGAGGGAGCAGAUGGCGGCCAAAAACAAGCCGCACACAAAUGGGUGGAAAGUUGGAAUCCCCUUCAAAAAGAGCACCUCAUCUGCUAAAGGAGGAGCUAAAGAUGACGGGCAGGAUGUGGAUGACGAAGUAGAGAGAGCCAAGCUGAGAGAAGUCAGCAAGCGCUUAUAUGCACAGCUGCAGGAAGCAGAAAAGAAACACCUGGAGGAGAAAGACAGACUGCAGGCUGAAGGCAGCAGGCUUAGAGAGCGUCUGAGUGACCAGGAGGACAAGUUGAGGAUUACAGAAGAGGCCAGCGAGAAGAAAGACAAGCGCAUCGAAGAGCUCCAGAGGCUGCUGGGAGGAAUGGAGCAGGAGAGCGCCACACUGCGGGAUGCCAUCCGCAACCGUGAGGAUGAACUACGGGAACUCCGGAAGAUCAGAGAGGAGGGCCACAAAGGGGAGGAGAGAGCUGAGCAGUUGGAGAAGGAGGUGGCUAUACUCAAAGAAAAGAUCCACCAUCUGGAUGACAUGCUGAAAAGUCAACAGAGAAAAGUCAGACACAUGAUCGAGCAGCUCCAGAACUCUCGCAUGGUGAUCCAGGAGCGAGACCGCGUGAUCAAGGAGCUGGAGGAGAAGGUGGCAUUUUUGGAGGCUGAGAACCGAGAAAUGCAUGACCAAGUGGACUAUUUUCUGGGAGGACAAAGGUCAAAUUCCUACCUUUCAUCAGAACGCAACGCCCAGAUUGUCUACAGCAAACCAAUCAGGCCGUCCACUUCAACAAACAAACCACUUCCUUUCAUCAAAGUCAUCGAGAUCAAGUCGUGAACCAGCUGCCCAGAAGAAUAAAAAUCAGUUACUGUUGAGAAGGGCUCAGAACCACCAAUCAUCUGUUCGAUGCUGACUGACAGCUCCACCAACGACCACGAAAGAAUGAUUGUUUCCGAUGUCUGUGCUGAACAUCGGGGACUGCAACAAUUUCAACUACCAAACCAAACAGUCUUGAAGGAAAGGGGGGGGGUUCAGCACACGUACGCAUUCACACACCGGGGCUUGUGUGUCUGCGCAUAUGCAUAAUGAAUGGAUACGUGUAUGGUCAGCUUUAAUGUAGAUGCAUUAGAGACAGUGAUGUGCAUUUUAAGUUUACAUGUAAUACUGCAAACUGUGUGCAAGUGUUUUUCCUUGACCUGCUACGUUUUGACCUUUUGAGUUUACAGUGUUUGUUUGAUCAAAACAAAACUGUAAGUGCAGGAAGGCGGGAGGCCAUAAUUCCUAAUGACAUGAUAAAGUUCACAUGCAGCAGCGCAGCAUCAAUAAACCGUAGCUAACACCAGCUUCACGACACAUGAUGUGAAGAAUCAUUAACUCGAUCUAAAUUCAGUCUUUGUGCUCAUUACUGACUCCCCCGUGACUGUUCGCUUGCUAUGUGAACGAUGUGAUGCUUUAACAUGUAAAUACUAACUGUAGCCUAUAAAAGGGCGACACCCUGUGAUUAUUUUAUAGGCUAUUUAUUUUUCUUUGAUCUGUUUUUUUUUUUUAAGUAAAUAUAUGGUUGUCAAGACUCCAAUGAAAGUAUGGCACUUUAUGAAACUGUGAGGAUGUUUGGCAGCGCUGCUGCUUCAGAGGCGUCCUUAUUCUCCAUAUUUCUUGUAAAGCAUUUCAGUUCCCUGUCGGUCACCUUGUUGUUGUACAUGUCGAUGUGAUUUGAUGUUUUAAUUUCUAGCUAACAGCUUUUUCCUUUGUAUUUAUUAAUAUUAAAUAAAACCUUAGACAGUUUGAUAUGAAAGCUUUUGUAUGAAGUACAUCUUAAUCUGUUAUCUGUGUUUAUGGUUUUGAAUAAAUCCCUGAAA
Messenger RNA from Archocentrus centrarchus (flier cichlid), 2316 nucleotides. It is a transcript of the gene tuft1a, whose product is annotated as tuftelin 1a. Bases 140 to 1294 code for a protein of 384 amino acids. Gene Ontology annotation, cellular component: intracellular anatomical structure. The transcript is spliced from 12 exons. The record is from RefSeq and is a predicted model, not a curated record. Gene Ontology annotation, biological process: intracellular signal transduction. Lineage: Eukaryota; Metazoa; Chordata; Actinopteri; Cichliformes; Cichlidae.